AUGGAUGACAUCCUCUCUGGAGGAUCAGAACUAAGUCAAGAUGAUAAAAGAACUAUCAAGGCUUUAGGUAUCGAAUGGAAUACAACAAAUGAUUCCUUUUCCUAUAAAGUCACCACCAAUUCCCGUCUUACUUAUACGAAAAGAAAAGUCUUAUCAGAUAUCGCCCGCAUAUACGAUCCUUUGGACUUAAUUGGUCCAGUAAUCACAAGAGAUAAAAUCUUCAUGCAAUCAUUAUGGCUUAUUAACAUUGAUUGGCAUGAGCAUCUUUCUGAACCUUCAGCUAAGCAAUGGACACAUUUUGUUUCUACACUUACCGUAAUCGAGAAGCUUCGCAUUCCCAGACGGGCUGUGAAGCCGAAUACUACAGUUGUGCUCCAUGGGUUUGCUGACGCUUGUGAAACAGCAUUUGGAGCGGUUCUAUACCUUCAAUCAAGAUCUAGUGAGCAGUGCUCUACUGAACUGUUGUAUAGUAAAUCCAGAGUGUCAUCAUUAAAGAAAAUCUCUGUACCGAGACUCGAAGUGUGUGCGCGUCUCCUUCUAGCUCAACUGGUAAAGAAGGCUCUCUCAGCGCUGAAAUUGGAUAUCAGUGAAGUAUUCCUGUGGUCAGACUCAAUGAUCGCAUUAGCCUGCAUUGCCACAUCGCCUCAUUCUCUCAAAACGUUUGUACGUAAUAGAGUAACUAAAAUACAAAAUCUCACGGAAAACUAUAUUUGGAGACAUGUUUUCUCAAAGGACAAUCCUUCGGAAUUUAUUUGUGGAGGUCUGAAUCCAGAAAAAUAG
Messenger RNA from Stegodyphus dumicola, 780 nucleotides. RefSeq lists its product as uncharacterized. The record is from RefSeq and is a predicted model, not a curated record. NCBI's taxonomy places the organism in Eukaryota, Metazoa, Arthropoda, Arachnida, Araneae, Eresidae.